GUUUUUAUUAAACCGUCAUCGUGAAAUGUGCGAGUAGUAUUUUCUGAAUAGUAUUUGACAUAAGGAUUAAAGUCGAGAAUAAAAGAAAGCGUUAUAGUACAAAUGGAGAAAGCAGAGAAAGAAGAUCAACACCAAGUUAGAAACGAAACAACAUCAGCCGAAGUUGAAACCAAUAUAUAUUUGGAAGACAAGAGAGACAAUAGGAAGCAUGAUGACAAAACAUCUGAUGUUUCAGUAAAUGAGCACAUGAAAGAAACAGGGAAUGGAGAUAAAAAGCAAGUUAAAAUCAAACCAACAUCAGUUAAAGUGGAAGCGAAUAAUAUCACGGAAGUCAACUAUUCUGCAGGAGAGGACGGUGAUAAAGAUGGUGGCAUAACAACUGAUGAUUCAGUGAAUGAACACAUCAAAGGAACAGAGAAUGAAGAUGACCAAGAUAAAAGCGAAACAAAAUCAAUUGAGCAAAAAAAAAAUGAUACCCUGGAACAAGCCGAGCAUUCGGCAGAAGAGUGCAACAGUGAUGAACAUGAUGAAAAAACAACUGAUGAUUCGGUCAAUGAACAAAUGAGGGGAACAAAGAAUGGAGAUAAACGACAAGAAAAAAACGAAUCAACAUCUACUGAGGUUCAAACGAAUGAUCUCAUGGAACAAGUUAAGUAUUCGGCAGAAGAGGGCGACACUGAUAAAAAUGAUGACAAAAAAAUUGAUGAUUCAGUGAAUGCAACGAAGAACAUAAAGUUUCCUAGUGGUCUUCCGAAGCAGUCAUCUUUAGUUCAAAAAGGAAAGGACGGUAAACCAGAACAAUGUGAUGUGGGUCAAUCAUCACAGGCUAUGAAGACAUCAAACACUACAGUUCAGACAACAAAUACACAGGACAAAAACGCACAAACACCUUUAUCAAAGUACACUUUAAAACAUGCACGAACGGUUGAUAACCAAAAACUAACCGAUGAAGAUUUAACCUCCCAUAAAAAAAUACCUGAUUAUAUUUUUGAAACAUUAAUGAUAGGUAAUUACAAAGCACGUGAAUUCGAGUUAAAACUAUCACAUUCUAACGAGGAGACUGUUAAAAGUAACGAUGAUUCGAAAGAGAACGAAAACGAAGACGUUGGAGUCAACCCGAUGGACGCAAUACUUGGUAUAUUUCAUGGAUCCGAUGAUUCUUUACGACGUUAUCUUGCCAAUAAAUUAUCUGCGUGUCAACUUAGUGUCCCCUUUCUUCUGCCGGACCCUUCGGCACCUUCUGAAAACGUCACACUUUUGCUAUCGGCGUUGGAGAAUAUCACUAAAUGUUGGGAAGAUGGGUCUACCACAAAACAAGUGUUUGCCAUAGAGCAUCCAUUUCCAGUUGUUUCAUUCAUUCGAAUUGGCACAACUAAAAUGUCGAAAUCAUCCUUGAUUAACAAAAUUAUGAGUUACGGAGGCAAUACACAUGACUACUUCUUCCACAAAAACAUGAAAGGUGGACAUGUUAAACGAAAAGUCGUCGAUGGUUUGGUUGAAUUGAGCUGGUAUCUUCCUGGACAGAGUGAGAAACGGACAUUACAAAACGAAAUUUGUUUUGCAAAUCUUCGAGGAGACGCCAAAAAUUUCAGGAAGCAAUUUCAUUUCCUUUUGAAAAUUUCAUCCGUAUUAUUUAUCUUAUUACCUUCAGAGUUUCAACAAAGAGGGGGCGAAAGCAUUCCAAAAGAUAUUUUGGAGGAAGCAACGAAAGCCGGUGGAAAAGUUAUCCUUAUUUUUAAGGAGGACAUAAAAUCGGAUUCCAAAAGAUAUUUUGAAGAUUUAAAGUUGACCUUGGUAAUUAAAGCCAAAGAGAAAAACAAAAACCAUUUUCUCCUUAGCAUACGAGAAAAGAUCCAGAAAAAUAUUGGUAAAAAGAAAGCAUUUCCUCUAGUGGAGCUAGUUUCUAAUCUGAAAAAAGGUAACAUUAACCUUGGUGAUACUUCAUACCAAUCAUAUGAAAAAUUCGAAAAACGUUUCGGCGGUUGGCUUAAAACGGAAAACGAAAAUUCUAAAAAGCUUCUGAAACUACAAACGCACAUCCCAGCAUUGGCCGAGUUGGAACGUAAAAAGUUUUGUACAUCUAAAAGUGGUGAUAUUAAGCAAGUUCUCGCGAAGACUAAUCAAGAAAUCUUCAAGGAAGAGGAGGCCCAAAAAGAAACCUUGCAUCGCAUGGACACACAAGUUCUCAACUAUCUCGCUGGCAUUGGACAGAUGGAUGAAAUUAAUCGAAAUUACACUUUAAAUAAGUUAAAACAUCACUUGGAUAAAAUGUCUCUGCAGGUCAUGCCAAAAUUGCAUGCCGACUAUCGCGAAGCUUUUCUUAAACACCAGAAAAUAAGACAAGAAAUGACCCAGAAGUUAAACACACAAUCGCCCGAGGAGAAACGAUUAAAACAGCUUCAAGAAUCCAUCUUAAAAUACUCCUUUGGCAUAGAACACAUUAUGAGAGAACUGGCUCAGCUUUACCAAAUUGACAAAGUAAAAUACGACUAUGCAGCUGCUGCAGCGGACAUGUUGCUUUCAGGACAACCUCUUGAAAUAAUGGAUGGCGAUUCGUUUUACAUUCCACUGCGAUGGUUUAAUGCCGUGUACACUAAGCUACAAGAGAAAACAAAUAAUGCAAAACAAUUUGUAAUUUCUGUUGUAGGUAUUCAAAGUUCAGGUAAGUCGACAAUGUUAAACACAAUGUUUGGUUUAGAGUUCCCUGUCAGUGCAGGGAAGUGUACUCGUGGUGCUUUCGCUAGUCUUCUCCCUGUAAGUGAUUAUCUUAGCGUUCAAUCAAACUGCGACUAUGUUUUAAUCAUUGAUACUGAGGGUCUUGAAGGAUCCGCAGACUCCCUGUUACGAAAACAUGAUAACCAGUUGGCGACGUUUGCAAUUGGUAUUGCUGAUGUAACCAUUGUGAACAUAUAUGGUGAAAAUCACAACGAAAUGAAAGAAUUUUUAGAAAUAGCUGUUCAGGCUUUCUUGAAGAUGAACCUGGCCGAACAAAAGAAGAGGUCAUGCAAUUUUGUUCACCAAAAUGUUGUAGCUCCCGACGCGAGGGAUAAAUUGUUCGACAAACGUUUUGCCCUAAAGAAAGACCUCGACAAAAUGACGGAGUUGGCUGCAAAGCAGGAAAAUUGUACGCACAAAUACCAAAAAUUUGAUGAUCUUAUUUCAUUUGAUUUCAAUGAACAUGUUUUUUAUAUACCAAGCCUUCUGAAAGGAAAUCCGCCAAUGGCUCCUGUGAACCCUGAAUAUGGAAGAGCAGUUCAAAGAGUAAAAGAAAACAUCAUAAAUUUGAUGUUGAAAGACAGUAUGAAGCUUUCUUUCUCUCAAUUUCGCGAUAAGGUUGGUAUUCUCUGGAAAGCCAUGUUGAAAGAAAAUUUCAUAUUUAGCUUCCGUAAUAUAAUCGAAGUUAGGGCAUUUACGGCAUUAGACCGAAAGUGUUUCAAUGAAUCCGUGAAUAAUAUGGUGAUUGGAAUGGGUGAUCUUCAAUCGAAUAUUGAAGUAGCUCUAAAAAGAUGCUCAUCCCCAGAGGAACUUUCUGAAGUGUGGAGAGAAAAAGAAAGAGAUAUACAAAACAAGGCGAAGGAAUUCGAGAAGAAGAUGAAAGACGCGCUAAAUGAUUUUAUUAAAAGCGACGAGGACAAGGCGAUUCUUGAACAGUGGAGAGAAAACGUAAUGAAAAAAAUUGAAAUGCAAAGAGAACUUCAAGUAUUGCAGGUACAGAAAAACUGCUUAUCAACUUUCAAUCAUUUGCAGCAAAUUCAGGAUAUUGAUAAACAGAAGGAUAUGCGUAAAAAAGAACUGCUGGAAAAAGCUAAAAAGUUUAUAACAUCUGCUGAUACUAAUGAUGAGGGAAAAUUAAAGGCGGCAUUCGAACAGGAAUGGAAGCUAUGGACUGAAGGCCUUCCUGGAUGCGAGGAAAAGAAAGUUGAUGUCAAUAAAGAAAUGGUGGCUGUUCUUUGCAACACAGAUCUUGUUCUGACUGCAAACUUUAAAGAGAAAUUACAGGGAAAAGAUUAUAUAAUAUCAAACUUUAAAGAAGACGAGCCAAUUAUUGACGAUGAUCAUCUUACAUAUAACUUUAAUUUUUUGGGAAAACUGGUUGACUUCGUUCAAAACAAGAAAAGAGUGAAGUGUCAAUCCGACGCUCAGAAAAUUGUAAAGCUUGUGGAUAAGAAAACACACGAUUUUGCGAUAAAAGCAUCCGCAAAACCAGGGGCAAGAUGCAGCAGCAAUGAACUAGAACGCAUGUAUCACAUAGUGAUCACCACUAUAGAAGAGGAAACGAAAGAUGCUGAAUUUAAAUUGAGUCAAUCCUUAAAAUGUGACAUCUUGCUCAAUAUUUUCGCCAAUAGAUAUAAAAUUUUCGAUGAAAUGGAAGAACUCUUUAUUCUGGAACGAGACAUAAGAGGUGACCUGGAAAAAAAAUUUCGACCAGAGCUGGAAAGAUAUUUCAAUAAAGUUUGUAAGAAGGUGAAAAAAGAAGUGUUGGCUGCAACUUCGUUUGUCGAGGCGCUUGAAGUCCCAAUUGAGACGGCGCUGAAUAGCACCAUGGGUCGGGCAGUGGCAAGAGAAAUGUUGAAGGAAGCUAAGUAUCAAAGCAAAGGUCAAUUUCAUGCGAGUGUCCUCAUUCAACUUGGGGAGGAAUGCGAAUUGGAGGCCUCUACGUCGAAGGAAUGCAAGUUUGAAGCGUACAAGCGGUAUAUAGAAAAUCCAGUUAGCUUUUUAAGAAUGCAGCUCAUUGUCUCUGCCGAGAAAUACAGUUUAGAAGAAGAAAAAAAAUCUAUUUUCGAAGAGAAAAUCAUUGGAAUACGAGACAAUAUUUUAGCUGCUAUUUCCAAUGCCAACGAGGAAACAAAAACGAACGAGGGAACAAAAACGAACAAGGGAACAAAAACGAACGAGGGAACAAAAACCAAAGAGGGAACGAAAACCAACGAGGGAACAAAAACCAACGAGGGAACAAAAUCUUUAAAAGUUAAGAAAAUAUCAUCUUGGAUUAAAACAUUCGUGGAAAAGUGUUCUACCCUCGUUAUCAAGAAUGAAACAUUUGCAUUAGCUGAAAUUGAAGAUCUGGAAGAGAUUGAAGUUUUCCAGGAAGAAGUUCUUAGGAAGGUGACCCAUUUUGUAGAAAGCUUGAUCAGAUGCGGGUUAAGUCACGAAAGUAUAGAAUUAUGGCAUCCAAAACCAGCUGAUGUUCUAUUUAACGACAUGAUGGGUUGUCAAAGUGUUUGCCCAUUCUGCAAAGCCGUGUGUGACCUAAAUCAUGAAAAUCAUCUAGGUAAACACUCAACACCAUAUCAUCGCCCAGAGGGAAUAAUUGGUUACAAAUACCAGGCAACAAGACAACUAGAAACCAAUAUUUGCCCAAUGAAUGUGGACAGUCUCCUUAGGUUUCAAAACGUUGCCACAGGUGGAAAAUGGCAUCCUUGCGAAGAAUACGAGUCGGUUAAUGAAUAUUACGAAUCGUGGUCAAUUCCUAGAGAUACGACAUUAGAAGCAUCUAAGUAUUUUCAGUGGUUCAUGGUAACCUUCUCCAAAGAUUUGGCUGAAUACCACAACGCGGAAGAGCCAGAUAUUCCUGAAGCAUGGAAGCGCGUUAAUUUCAGCGACGCAAAAGAAGAACUUAAACAGAAAUACAGCCUGUAAAUAUUCGCUGAAAGAUUUUUCAAGGUUGUUACAUCAUAUUUUUUGCAUUUUUCAUAUUUUUCAUAUUUGAGUGGCCUGUAUUUUAGGGCACUUUUAACAAAACUUAACUGUAAAAGUAAACAUAACAUUAACGGUUUUUUGCACGCACAAUAAUAUCAUAGCAAAGAUGACUCAUAUAAGUUUUGUCUUUUCCAGUUUUUCCCUGAUAGUUUUCUAUUUUUUUUCUUGUAACCGUAAAUUCAUCUAACUACCCUAUGUACAAAAUAAUGCGAAUUAAAUCAAAUAUGUCAGGCUCCAAAUCUGCCAUUACGUAUCAAGUUAGGGCAGCUGUAUGGCAGGCCCUUAGCUAAAUAUCUUUCCGAAAAAGAGUUUUCAAAAUUUUGAGCAAAGAUACAAAAACUUUUUAAACGUAAACAGCUUACGUACUAUCCCUAAAAUCUGAAAUCUAAAGUAACUAAACAAAAAAAUUGCACUGCUGUCCUGACUGUCCCUAUUAUACUGGUAGCAAUCAUUAAAUACACCACAUUGCUCUACAUAUAAAUGCAAUACAGACUGACAAACGUCAAAUAUACACAUUACGUCCUUUCAUGGUCAGAUAAACUAUUCUGGAUCAAAGUUGGCUCCUACAAUCACCAUCAAGUCAGCUGAUUCUGAUAGAAAUGACACUGAACUUACAAGAAACACCAGGUCUGGACAUUGCCUAUAUUUUAACUUCAUAUGUAAACUUAUGGAUAAUCUCUAUAAAUACGGAUGAUAAAAAAUUAUCGGCCAAGAAUAUCACAAAUAAUUUGGUGAUUCACGAUAGUUAAUAUAGACAUUCAAAGCCGCAUAGCGGCGGUAGUUCAAUGAUAAGUUGUAAAAUGCUUGAAAGGCAGUUUAGAUUUUGCAUGCCUUUUUUCCAAAUUAUGAG
Messenger RNA from Dendronephthya gigantea, 6550 nucleotides. Its product is annotated as interferon-induced very large GTPase 1-like. The record is from RefSeq and is a predicted model, not a curated record. The transcript has 6 exons. Bases 103 to 5640 code for a protein of 1845 amino acids. Lineage: Eukaryota; Metazoa; Cnidaria; Anthozoa; Malacalcyonacea; Nephtheidae. Gene Ontology annotation, molecular function: GTP binding.